This is a messenger RNA of Magallana angulata, 7741 nucleotides long. RefSeq names its product lysine-specific demethylase 5A-like. NCBI's taxonomy places the organism in Eukaryota, Metazoa, Mollusca, Bivalvia, Ostreida, Ostreidae. Gene Ontology annotation, molecular function: histone demethylase activity; DNA binding. Gene Ontology annotation, cellular component: nucleus. The transcript is spliced from 33 exons. Gene Ontology annotation, biological process: chromatin remodeling. The record is from RefSeq and is a predicted model, not a curated record. Bases 153 to 5858 code for a protein of 1901 amino acids.
GUCCUUGUAUAUGAGUUCCUGGGCAAAUACACAUAUUGGAUAUUGUUGGCUUUUUAUGAUGUGUAGAGUUUUGUUUCUGAGUGUGUAGUGUUGUCAAAUGGCCUAGGUCCGUUGUUUUGUUGGAAUACUAGAAACACUGCUACGUGUUUAUCAUGGAUGAACCGUACAUUAAUUUCAUUCCUCCUCCCGAGGCACCGGUUUUCACUCCCACUGAGGAAGAAUUCGCAGAUCCAUUGGGAUACAUUGCAAAAAUAAAACCCAUUGCCGAAAAAGCAGGAAUAUGCAAAAUUAAACCACCACCGGAUUGGCAACCACCAUUCGCAGUGGAUGUGGAUAAAUUUAGAUUUACGCCUAGAGUUCAGCGUCUAAAUGAACUGGAGGCCUUCACAAGAAUAAAACUGAAUUUUUUGGACCAGCUUGCUAGGUUCUGGGAAUUGCAGGGUUGCUCCUUGAAAAUUCCUCAUGUUGAAAGAAAGCUGCUGGAUUUGUACAACCUGUACAAAAUCGUUGAAGAAGAAGGGGGCAUGGAACUAGUUUCCAAAGAGAGGAAAUGGUCCAAAAUAGCACAGAGGUUGAAGUACCCCCCAGGAAAAGGGGUAGGGGGUUCUCUGCGGUCACACUACGAGAGGAUCCUGUAUCCAUUCUUUGUCUUCAAGAAGGGAGAUGCUUACCCUGCUGAGCAACCCAAACCAGACCUGACUACCAACUUGGAGGAGGACGACAAGUCCGACAAAGACUACAAACCACACGGCAUAGCCGCGAAAACUGCCGCGGGGGGAUACACUCGUAAGAACAAGAAAGAAAGAGCACAGAAAUCGCUUCCCCUUGACACAGAAGAAGUCCCCCCAGUUGUAGAAAAAAUGGACAUUGACUAUAGUGUAAACUCGGAGUUGAAGAAACUUCAGUUUUUUGGAGCAGGGCCAAAAGCUGCAGUACCCCAAGGAGGAGAGGUCAAAGAGGAGAACACAGUAGAAAUUGUUGAGAACGGAGGAGGAGUUAGUACCAGACACAAGAAUCCAGGGCCAGGGGCAUACACCACUGUGGACUUGUACAUCUGUCACAUGUGUAACCGUGGCGACGGAGAGGAGUACAUGUUGCUGUGCGACGGAUGCGACGACGCAUUCCACACCUACUGUCUGAUCCCGCCCAUGCCGGAGGUCCCCAAGGGGGACUGGAGGUGUCCUAAAUGUGUGGCCAAGUACAGAUCAUUUGCUCAAGCCUGUUGUCGACCAAUGAAUCCGUACGGAUUCGAACAAGCCAAGAAGGACUACAGUUUACAGAGUUUUGGUGAAAUGGCCGACCAGUUUAAAUCCAACUACUUCAACAUGCCUGUUCAUAUGGUGCCAUGCGAAACAGUGGAGAAAGAAUUCUGGCGACUGGUUAACUGUAUAGAGGAGGAUGUGUCUGUGGAGUAUGGAGCCGACAUCCACGCCUCGGAAAUGGGAAGUGGAUUCCCGACCAAGGACACCAAAGACAUGUUUCCAGAGGACGAGGAGUACAUGAACUCGGGCUGGAACCUGAACAACCUGCCUGUUCUGGAGCAGUCUGUUCUCUGUCACAUCAACGCAGACAUCUCGGGCAUGAAGGUCCCCUGGUGCUAUGUGGGCAUGUGUUUCUCCAGUUUCUGUUGGCACAAUGAAGACCACUGGAGUUACUCCAUCAACUACAUGCACUGGGGUGAGCCCAAGACUUGGUAUGGUGUCCCCGGGGCCAUGGCCGACCUGUUUGAGGACGUGAUGAAGAAGAGUGCCCCCGAGCUGUUCGAGGCGUCCCCCGAUCUCCUGCAUCAACUGACCACGAUCAUGAACCCUAAUAUUCUCAUGGACCACGGGGUCCCUAUUGUCCGCACCAACCAACAUGCUGGGGAGUUUAUCAUCACCUUCCCUCGCGCAUACCAUGCCGGCUUUAACCAGGGAUACAACUUUGCGGAGGCAGUGAACUUUGCACCGGCUGAUUGGCUUCCCAUUGGACGGGCUUGCAUUGAACACUACAGAUCUCUGUGUCGUCAGUGUGUUUUCUCACAUGAGGAGUUAGUGUGUAAGAUGGCCGCUGAUCCGGAUAACCUUGAUCUGAUUAUUGCGGCCAGCACACACAAAGACCUGCUCGCCAUAGUGGAGGAUGAGAGGAAACAGCGCAAAGUGCUGCUGGAAAUGGGAACAAAGGAGGCGGAGCGAGAGGCGUUUGAGUUACUGCCGGACGACGAGCGACAAUGUGACUAUUGUAAGACCACCUGCUUCCUGUCGGCCGUCACCUGUCCCUGUAAACCAAACAAGGUGGUGUGCAUUCAUCAUGUGAACAAGCUGUGUUCCUGUAGACCUUCGCAGUACUGUCUGAGAUAUCGCUACACGCUAGACGAAUUACCCACAAUGCUCCACAGGCUUAAGGUGCGAGCCGAAUCUUUUGACAACUGGACAACCAAAGUCAGAGCAGCUUUGGAGGCAGAUGUGGACGAAAAAAUUGACCUGCCCGACCUGAAGGAGUACAUCACAGAGGCCGAGGAGAAGAGGUUCCCAGACUCAGAGCUGAUGCAGCAGCUGGUGAUGGCGGUCAGUGAGGCGGAAAAGUGUGCCAACGUGGCCGCCCAGCUGGUCUCCAAGAAAGCAAGAACCAGGAACCGCCACAAUGACGGGAAAUACAUAGCUAAGCUGAGUCUUGACGAACUAAACUGUUUCUAUGAGCAAGUUGCCAGUCUGGCCUGUGUCAUCAAAGAGGCUAAAUUAGUCAAGGAGCUGCUGGAUAAAGUGGUCCAGUUCCAGAAGGAUGCUCAGGAGGCUUUGGAUGCGGAGACUCCGGACUCGGAGAAGCUAGAACAGCUGAUUGAGUUCAGCGUUACGCUCGACGUCGAUCUUCCCGAGAUUCCAAAACUCAAACAGGUUCUGCAGCAGGCCAAAUGGCUGGAUGAAGUUAAACUGACCCUCCUAGAAGACCAACAGCAGGUCACCCUGGAGUCGAUGAAGAAACUGAUGGAGGCCGGGGUGGGACUGGCCCCUCACCCCGCAGUGGAGAAGGCCAUGGCUGAACUACAGGAGCUGCUGACCGUGAGCGAGAGAUGGGAGGAGAAAGCCAGGAUCUGUCUUCAAGCUAGACCUCGCCAUGUGAUGGCUACAUUAGAGGCGAUCAUCAAUGAAGCCAAAGGUAUCCCAGCAUUCCUGCCCAAUGUCAGCGCACUGAAAGAUGCUCUCAAAAAAGCCAAGGACUGGACCUACAAAGUCGAGACCGUACAGAAUUCAGACUCAUAUCCUUACCUGGAUGCCCUGGAGAGCUUGGUGAACAAAGGCCGUCCCAUUCCAGUGAGGCUCGAUCAGCUUCCACAGGUGGAGUCCCAGGUAGCUGCCGCGAAGUCAUGGCGAGAGAGAACCGCCCGAACCUUCCUCAAGAAGAACUGUACAUACUCACUGUUAGAGGUUCUGUCACCUAGAGCCGACAUAGGAAUCUACAGCAGUAGUAAGAAAACUAAGAAGAAAAUCAAAGAGGAGGGUAGGGAUCGCCGCGACAGCGAAAAUAACAACCAAUCGGAUUACAGAGUGGACGAACAGAGAGAUCCUGCUGCCAUUGUGGCUGCUUUUAAGAUGGCAGAGCAGAGAGAGAUUGAGCUGAUGAGGGAGCUAAGGGACCGUAACUCUGCCAAGCUCCGACAGCCCCACGGUGAGGCCAAGUACUGCAUCUGUCGUAAGGAGGGGGCCGGGUUCAUGUUACAGUGUGAACUCUGCAAGGACUGGUUCCAUGGAACUUGUGUGCCAUUACCUAAAUCUGCCAACUUGAAGAACAAAUCUCAGCAAGCUGCCGCCGUCCAGGCAGCCAAGGAUCUCAAAUUCCUGUGUCCCCUCUGUCUGAGGUCUAGGAGACCCCGUCUGGAGACCAUCCUAUCCCUGCUUGUCUCUCUCCAGAAGCUGCCCGUCCGCCUACCUGAGGGUGAGGCCCUUCAGUGUCUGACCGAGCGAGCCAUGGCCUGGCAGGAUCGAGCUCGACAAGCACUCACAACGAGUGAGCUUGCCUCAGCUCUCGCCAAACUCAGCGUUCUGAGUCAGAGAAUGGUCGAACAGGCAGCGAGAGAAAAGACGGAAAAGAUCAUCAACGCAGAGCUGAUGAAGGCCGCCAAUAACCCAGAACUGCAGGGACAUCUUGCUAGCGUGACACAGAGUGCUUUUGGAGGGUCAUCUGGGGUUGUAAAUGGGAAACAGAUGGAUUCCGGAUUUCUGGACUCUGAAAAUUCCAUGUCGCCACCCAUGUCACCGGAACAGAAUUCGGAUGAUAUUCAGAUGGAGGUGGAGAUUGCCAGCACCAACCACACUGGAAUGUCAGAACAUGCUUACUCCACAGCAUCCAAAGGAGGAUCUAAUGCCUCCCCUAGGAAGCACCAGAGAAAAUCUCCAUUAGUGGCCCGGUCUGGCCUGGAAGCCCCUGUUUUGGAGCUCUCACUGACUGCCAAGAAACAGUUGGAGGAGCUGAUGAUGGAGGGAGACCUGUUAGAGGUCUCCCUGGAUGAGACCCAGCACAUCUGGAGGAUCCUCCAGGCCUGCCAGCCCAGGGGCGAGGGCAAGCUCCUGGACCUAGACAUAGGGGAUAAGGGACCUGAAAACAUUGUGCCCAAGGAAAACUUUGAAAGAGAAAAGAUGGUUGUGAAAUUCAAGAAAGAGAAAGAUCCAGAAAAGAAAAAGAAGAAGCGAAAGAAAGAGGAAGAAGGCGGGGACUUGUCCAAACCAAAGAAAAUGAAGGACGGGCCAGAGGGAGGGGACAGACCCAAGAAGGUCAAGGUCAAAAAGGAGAAAACGGAGAAAGAAAAGAAACUGCAGAAGGAGUUUGAACUCGUGCAAGAUCAGAUAAUUUCCGAAUCUGCAGCUUCGGACAUUGAAAAGAUCAAACUCAUGGUGGACCUAAAUGCUGAAAAACUGAAGAAACUUGAAAAACCAAAGAAAAAGAAAGUGAAAGUAAAGAAGGAAACGGGGACAGAGGAAGUGGUCACCGAGAAGAAGAAGAGGAAGCCAAGGAAGAAGAAGGAGAAGGAGUGUCUGGUGAUGAUGGAUGAGGAUGGGGAGGAAGAUGAUGAUGAUAACUGUGCUGCCAUCAAAUGUCUAAAACCUACAGGGGAGGAGGUGAACUGGGUGCAGUGUGACCGCUGUGAGGAGUGGUACCACCUGCUGUGUGUGGGUCUGGGCACAGACGAGGUGACCGAGGACGAAGAGUACGAGUGCUUCAAGUGUAAGAACAGUGACAGUGGUUUGACUUACGUCCAUUCCUCCUCUACCAGUGUGGAGGGAGUGGUCAACAGCCUAAGGGAGAGCAUGGAGCACUCAUCCAUGACUGCCAAUUCGGAGGGGGUGGUUCGGAACAGCAUGGUGAGGGAGAGUAUCACCAUCAGCACAUCAUCGGGGGUGGCGGCCACUCACGAGACAGAGGUUCUCUCCCGAGAAGACAUUGAGGUCAGUCCUCGUGAAAAAACAGGUAGUGUUUCCGCUCAGAUUCAGUCGCCCAUUAAGAUUCAGGAGUUCUGCUCACAGAAAUCUCUUGCGAGUAGCAAGGUGCUGGAGGGUGCCGUGUUCAAGUCAGUUACUGAGAAACCAGAGGCGGAGAAUUCUGUGAUAUCCGAGGAAGAGGAGGAGGAGCUAUUGGAAGACAGUGUUGAGGACAGUGUUCUUCAGGAAGUGGGCAGUCCUCAAGAGGAGAUGACUAUGCCUGAGGAAACUCCACAGAAUAUCAAGGGUGAAAGCCCGACCGAUUCCGUCAUUGUGGCAGACAUAUUGGACGGGAUGAUGACGCGUUUAGACUCGCCGAUAACUGUUAAAAAUUCGGUCACGGAAGAGAACAAAGAGACGAUACAGGAAGUAGAAACCAUGGAACAAACGGCCGAUGAAUCAUGACCUUAGAUCUCAUCCGCCUUGUUCACUGGGAUUCGUUAAAAUCUGAAUUCACUCAUGUAUCUGCAAACCAAUGCCAUGUUUGUCUGUUUGCCUGACCACUCACUGUUGGAGGUAUCAAAUGAAGUGCUUGCCCUUUUGUUAAUACAGAUCUUAACCACAAUUGGUCUGCUGUGGGGGGAGAAAAAACCUUGCUUUUUUCCCCUUAAAAAAAAAGAAUACCAUGAAAAUUGUUGAUUGUUUGCUUAUUUUCAUGUUUAACAUAUAUGAAUUUUUGCAUUUCAUUCAAGACAUUGAAUUCAUUUAUUGAUGAUGAGACUUAGACUCAAUGACCAUCCUUUGUGAAAGAAUUCAACCUUGAACACUUGUGGUUCUCAGUUGGAUGAUCGUGAACAUGUACAGUUUAUCAUCUGUUAAUUAGGAGCCAUUUUGUGUUGUAAAGUUUUGAGUGUUUAUCAUUUUUUGGAGUGCUACGAUUUUUUUAUUAAAAUCUCUCAGUUAAGAUCACUGUCCAUUUGACUUUGUUUAUAUUACACGUCACUGUGCAUCCCAAAUCUUGUUAUAAAAGACAAAUUCAUUUUAUUUAUUGUAUUAAACUUUUCCCUGUAUAUACAACAUUCUGGUUUUUGUUUUCAUUACAUGCAGAAAUCUAUUGGUUUUUUGUUUUUUUUACCAAUUGUUUUGUUGUACAUGGGAUAUGUAUUUUAUAAUUUUGUUGUAGAUUUCAGAGGGAGAGUUUAACAUGCAUGUACGUGUAUACAUAGUUGUUCUCCAGCAGUCAUUUUUUUUUUCAUCCCUUUGUUUCUCAAAGAUUAUGUGUUACUUGACCAUUUUAUAUACAUGUACAUUUUGAACAAGUCAUUUAUUUCAAAAGAAUACAGUGCUGUUGUGGACCGGAUAGAAGGUAGCUUCUUGGAUGGAGCAUCCUUAAUUUCUCAGCUGGAAAAUGAAAUGUUUAUUGAGGUGGGAGGAAGGGGGGGGGGGGGAGAGAGAAGAGAAAAAAGGUCUCUAAAUAUCAGUCUCGCAUAUUUGUGGUCUCAUAGUACUGUUCAAUGCAUUAUUUCUAUGCUGGGUGACUUAAACUAGUUGGCUAUCUGAUUAAUAUUCUUUCGAAAAACAAGAGAGUAACUCAUCAUUCAGUUAUCAAUUUACCUUUGAACUUUGUUUUGUUUGAAAAGAAGAAAAACGGUAGAAGCCUCAUAAAUGAAAAAAAAUAUCUUGUUUUGAUAUUCACAAUAUACACAGAUGUUUCAGGGAGAAAGUGAAGGGGUGAAUAGCUUGGUUUUUUUUCUCAUUCUCUCUCUCUCUCUGUUGAGUAGUCAUUUGCGGGAGAAAGCUUACAGCAAAACCAAACUUCUUAGUGGACUGAAAUAUAUGUACAUGCACAACAGUGCAACAUGCUUGUGAAAUAGUGACAUUGUUUUGUAUCAUUUACAUGUAAAGUUGUAUUGUAAUUUGUGAAAGUUGGUAUUUUGGCACUAAUUGUUCAUAGGAUUUCUCAGAGAUUUGACCUUGCAUUGUACAUGUUGUAAUUACAAAUUUAAUUUUUAAAAGAAGUAAAAAAGCAUUUGAGUUUAGAAAAGUAAAGAAUAAUAUGACAUACAUAUACAAAUUUGUAUGUAUGAUAAAAAUUAUUCUAUGACAAAUUAAGCCAAAAUAUUGACUUCCCAAUUAUCAUAAAAUUUAUCUCGUUUCAUAACAUGUACUGUGUGAUGUUAACAUGUACAUAUGAAGUCAAAUAUUGUGAUUUGUUUUUUUUUUUUAAGAGUGACUAAAUUUGGACUUAUGUAUGGUAUGGAAUUGGUUAUGAAUGGAUUUGAGUAAUAGUGUGUAGAUGAAAAGAAACAGCAAAACCACUAUAUUAAAGAUUACAGUAUAACAAGUUU